GGCGGGGAAUUUAAAUGUGCGGCUGCGGUGAGGGUCAGACCGAGAGGCACAGCACAGAGAGGAGGAGUGAGACCGGGGCAGAAGAAGAGAGAAAAAAAAAACACACACACACACACACUUUGAGCUGUUAUUUUAGAUCAUACUCUCUCAGCCGCGGUCAUGGCUCUUCGUUUGAGAAAAACUACCCGAGUUGCUGUCAACAAUGUUGAACCGACACACCUGCCAGCGGCUAAAGCUGGAACAAAACCUCGCCUAAGACCAAGACCUGCCUUGGGGGACAUCGGAAACAAGGCACGAGGGAAAGUAGUAGGAGCCAAGGAGAAAAAUGUGCCUGCUCCUAAGGUGGAACAAGUGAAACCUUGCAAACCAGUUGUCCAACCAGAAGAUGUGUUAACGUUGCAAGUUCCUGCUUCUCCAACCCUGAUGGAAACCUCAGGAUGUAUACCUGAUGAUCUGUGCCAGGCUUUCUCAGAGGUGCUGCUGCCUGUUAAAGACGUUGAUGAAGAUGAUGGUGACAAUCCUAUGCUGUGCAGUGAAUAUGUCAAAGACAUUUACAAAUACUUGCGACAACUUGAGGCAGAGCAGCCAGUGAGACCAAAGUACUUGGAGGGAAAGGAAAUAACUGGGAAUAUGCGAGCUAUCCUAAUUGACUGGCUUGUUCAGGUUCAGAUGAAAUUCAGGCUGCUUCAGGAAACCAUGUACCUAACUGUGGCAAUCAUAGAUCGAUACCUUCAGGAUAAUGUAGUAACAAAGAAGAUUCUACAACUUGUUGGUGUUACUGCAAUGCUGGUGGCUUCCAAAUAUGAGGAGAUGUAUCCGCCAGAAAUUGAGGACUUUGCCUUUGUCACUGACAGCACCUACACCAGUACUCAGAUUCGCGAGAUGGAGAGGAGGAUUCUGCGGGAGCUUGAUUUUUCUCUUGGUCGGCCCCUCCCUCUGCACUUUCUGAGAAGAUCUUCAAAGAUAGCUGAAGUAAGCUCUGAACAACACACCCUUGCCAAAUACCUGAUGGAGCUGACCAUAGUGGACUAUGAGAUGGUGCAUUAUCCUCCAUCCAAGAUUGCUGCUGCUGCGUUCUGCCUUGCUCAGAAAGUGUUAAACAGUGGCGACUGGAAUGAUGUGCUGCAGCAUUACAUGGCAUAUAAAGAGGAUGAACUGGUUUCAGUGAUGCAGCAUAUGGCCAAGAAUAUUGUGAAGGUCAACCAGGGGCUCACUAAGCAUGUGACGGUUAAGAACAAAUAUACCAGCAGCAAGCAAAUGAAGAUCAGUACAAUUUCACAGCUGAGAUCCGAUGUGAUACUUAACCUGUCAAAAUCUCUGCUUCCCCAGAAAUAAGAUGCUUGUCUUGACCAACUUUUAGAGAUUCUUUGUCAGCACCAUGUGCUCCUGUAAAUAAUGUUUCCAUUAUUCUCGUGCUUUUUAACUGAAUAAAAUCUUUAACUCUA
Callorhinchus milii (elephant shark) is the source of this 1445-nucleotide messenger RNA. RefSeq names its product G2/mitotic-specific cyclin-B1-like. Gene Ontology annotation, biological process: mitotic metaphase chromosome alignment; regulation of cyclin-dependent protein serine/threonine kinase activity; mitotic cell cycle phase transition. Gene Ontology annotation, molecular function: cyclin-dependent protein serine/threonine kinase regulator activity. The record is from RefSeq and is a predicted model, not a curated record. Bases 160 to 1335 code for a protein of 391 amino acids. Gene Ontology annotation, cellular component: mitochondrial matrix; cyclin B1-CDK1 complex; cytoplasm. The transcript has 9 exons. NCBI's taxonomy places the organism in Eukaryota, Metazoa, Chordata, Chondrichthyes, Chimaeriformes, Callorhinchidae.